AUGAGAUUCUGGGACUUUUCCACCAAGGCACUUGCCACUCUCCUCGCAUCCGUGGCCGUUGUUUCUGCCAGCGGUCCUACCGACGGCGACGCCAUUGCUCCUGCUGACUCUGCUGUCGUCAAGUUGACUGCGUCCGAGUUCGAGAGCUUCUUGACCGAGAACCCCUUGGUGUUGACCGAGUUCUUUGCCCCAUGGUGUGGCUACUGUAAGCAGUUGGGCCCCGAGUUCGCCCUGGCUGCCGACUCGUUGAAGGACACCCACCCCAACAUCAGAUUGGCCCAGGUGGACUGUACCGAGGAGGCUGACUUGUGUCAGUCCCACGACAUCAAGGGAUACCCUACCUUGAAGGUGUUCAGAGGCACCAGCAGCGACGAAUACGCUGGUCCUCGUGAGGCAGCUGGCAUUGCCGACCACAUGAUCAAGUUGUCGCUUCCUGCUGUGCAGAACGUCCAAGAUCUCGAUUCCUUCUUGAAGGCUGCCGACAGCCAGACCCAGCCUUUCGUGGUCCAGGUGUUCCCUUCUGCUGCCCACAAGUCCGCCGCCGCUUCCAACGAGACCUACUCCCAGUUGGCCAACCAAGAGAGAUCCCGUUUCUCUUUCUUCUCUAUUGCUGAGGACGACAUCAUCUCCAAGCUCGACAAGAAGGUCAACAUCGACCUCUCCGGUAAGAAGCCAAAGUACUUGGUUGUCCACCCAGGUGAGUUGGACGACGUCAGAGUUUACGAGGGUGAGUUGGAGCGCGAGGCCUUCAUUGACUGGGCUACCAGUGCGAUGGUUCCUGACUUCGGCGACAUCAACAGAGACACUUACCUCCUCUAUAUGAACUCCAAGUUGCCUUUGGGUUACUACUUCUACAACAACGCGGAGGAGAGACUGGCCGUCGAUGCUUUCUUCAAGGAGCAAGGUAAGAAGUUCCGUGGAAAGAUCAACUUCGUUGGUUUGGACGCUUCUCAAUUCGGCCGUCACGCCGAGGUCUUGAACAUGGACCCUGAGGUUGUUCCAUUGUUCGCUAUCCAGGAGAGCUCUGGUGGUAAGAAGUAUGGUGUCAACCAAACCGAGCACCCAACUGGUCCAUCCACCAAGGUCAUCACCUCUUUCGUGGAGGACUUCUUGGCUGGCAAGGCUACCCCAAUUAUCAAGUCUGAGCCAUUGCCAACUCAGGAGGAGAUCGAUGCUCAAGCUGUUACCAAGUUGGUCACUCACAACUACGAUGAGAUCCUUGGCGACUACUCAAAGGAUGUCUUUGUUAAGUACUACGCUCCAUGGUGUGGUCACUGUAAGAAAUUGGCCCCAAUCUGGGAAGAGUUGGCUGAGGAGUUCGACCCUGAGCAAAUUGUUGUUGCUGACAUUGACCACACUCUUAAUGAUGUUGAGACCCCAGUUGUCAUCGAAGGUUACCCAACCCUUAUUUUCUACCCAGCCAACGGUGAGGUCAACCCAGAGACCGGUUUCAGAAAGCACAUUAUGUACAGUGGCGCCAGAGAACUCGAAGAUUUCAUUAAGUUCAUCAAGACCUCUGCUGGAACCAAGGCUAAGAAGGCCACUUCUCCAAAGGCCAAGAAGGCUGACGUUGAUGAGGUUGCCAUUGAUGACGAGGAUGAUGUCGAAGUCGCUGAGGAUGACGUUGACCACGACGAGUUGUAA
Australozyma saopauloensis is the source of this 1644-nucleotide messenger RNA. RefSeq names its product protein disulfide isomerase (gene PDI1). The record is from RefSeq and is a predicted model, not a curated record. Gene Ontology annotation, biological process: protein folding; response to endoplasmic reticulum stress. The transcript has a single exon. The coding region runs from base 1 to 1644 and encodes 547 amino acids. Gene Ontology annotation, cellular component: endoplasmic reticulum. Gene Ontology annotation, molecular function: protein disulfide isomerase activity. NCBI's taxonomy places the organism in Eukaryota, Fungi, Ascomycota, Pichiomycetes, Serinales, Metschnikowiaceae.